GGGAAACGGCCGCGCGACUAUUUUUGACAAUCGAGCUGUUUUCCCAUUUUGGGCGCGUCUUCUGCAUCUGACGCCUCUUGGUGCGCAUUUCGCUGGGUGGGAAAAGUGCAACAGCAACAGCGGACGCAGCAGUCCGUGCGUCGGUCGAAGCUGUGCGCGGCAGCGUAAGAUGAAUCGCUACAAAGUCACCAAACAGCUAGGCGAUGGCACGUAUGGGUCCGUUCUCAAAGCCGUCAAUCGCCAGUCCGGAGAAGUGGUGGCGAUUAAGCGCAUGAAGAAGAAGUUUUACUCAUGGGAAGAGUGCAUGCAACUACGAGAAGUCAAUGUACGUGUAGAUGCCACGUUGCAUAAAGCGAUGGCCAUUUCAUGACAAUUGCUAUUGCUUUUUUAUAGUCGCUGAAGAAGCUGAACCACCCUAACAUCAUCAAACUCAAGGAGGUGAUCCGUGAGAAUGACGAGCUGUACUUCGUGUUUGAAUACAUGGAGUGCAACCUGUACGACACAAUGAAGAAGAGGGAUCGGCACUUUCCAGAGUCCAAAAUACGCAACCUCAUGUACCAGAUGCUCCAAGGGUUGGCUUUCAUGCACAAACACAGCUUCUUCCAUCGAGAUAUCAAGCCUGAGAACAUGCUGGUCAAAGGUGAUACCGUCAAAGUCGCAGAUUUUGGUCUGGCAAGGGAAAUCCGCUCGAGACCGCCUUUUACCGACUACGUGUCGACACGUUGGUACCGAGCUCCAGAAGUUUUGCUGCGAUCUACAACGUACAACUCGCCGAUUGACGCGUGGGCCAUGGGAUGCAUCAUGGCCGAGAUGUUCACACUACGCCCGUUGUUCCCGGGUAGUAGUGAAGGAGACCAACUGUAUAAAAUCUGCUCAGUACUGGGAAAUCCAACACACAGCACGUGGCCGGAAGGUAUGAAGCUCGCUGCGCAGAUGAACUACCGGUUUCCGCAGUUCGUACCGACAUCACUAGCUCAAUUGAUCCCCCAUGCGAGUCCAGAGGCGCUUCAACUGAUGACAGAUCUACUCAAGUUCGACCCAAAUCAGCGACCAACAUCAAGCCAAGCUCUGCAGUAUCCGUUUUUCCAGGUAAAUGUGAACGUCGCCACACCGUUGACUGUAUCAACUCCUAGCGGAAACAGUCAGCAGCAAUAUGAACGUGCAGAGUCGACGGAGAAGCUGGCAACAUUCACUCCACCUCAGAAAUCAGCAGGAAGUCAACGGAGCGGCAGUGGACAGUAUGGAAGGAACCAACAGCCGGUGGUGGAUGUCGGAGCGUAUAGCAGUUUACGGCAACAGGCUUCUGUUGCAUCAGCGUCGUCUUAUGGUAUACCGCGGGUACCUCAGCGGAACGCGAUGGCAGCAGCAGGCAGUAGCGUUCUCACAGGCGGGACGCCAACCGGUCUGGGUCUAGAUAGUGGCAACAUGGAAGGCAGUCGCUACACACGACAAGCAAGAUACGCUCCAGGCAUGUCGUACCGAGGUGAAGGUGAUGGAGCCAAGUACUCAGGUGGAAGGCCACCGUAUGUGCCCGGUGGACUCCCAUUAGGCUCCACUGCUGCUGUUGGUGGAGGCGUCGGUGGGUCCGGAUUAAGCGGCUAUAGCAGACACAAAUAUUGACUCGCAGAGAAGAAACGGAAGCGCAUCGAUGUGGACGAUCACCAAGUGGAUCUCAAUCUAAGAGAUCAUCACGCGUGUCGUGCUAGAACGCGUAGAUAGAGAGCAGGAAAGACAACAAUGCUGUCAUCAGUUAGUCGAAAGGAGGCCAAGUCAGUAAAGUGAACGCUACGUAGUCUGUGGCAAGGCAAGGCAAAUCGACUGGACAGCAACAAUCAACAACGUAAGCCACUAUUUAGAUCUCCCAAUGUCUCUCUUAUCACUCUCUGUGCUAAAAAGUCUCAUUGGCUUGGAUCUUGUGCCGCUUCCUUCGUCUAUUGCUGCACACCGGCGCCAG
This is a messenger RNA of Phytophthora nicotianae INRA-310, 1954 nucleotides long. RefSeq names its product CMGC/RCK/MAK protein kinase, variant. The transcript is spliced from 2 exons. The record is from RefSeq and is a predicted model, not a curated record. The coding region runs from base 481 to 1620 and encodes 379 amino acids. Gene Ontology annotation, molecular function: ATP binding; protein serine/threonine kinase activity. Gene Ontology annotation, biological process: protein phosphorylation; intracellular signal transduction. Lineage: Eukaryota; Oomycota; Peronosporomycetes; Peronosporales; Peronosporaceae. Gene Ontology annotation, cellular component: nucleus; cytoplasm.